UGUGACAAAGGUGACAGCUUCACAGAUCGGUCCACGAACUCUUCGUGUUCAGUCAUCAGUUUGCUGUGUCUAAGGAGGAGGAGGUCUCUGUUUGCUCCAACAUGAGUGAAGAUAGCAGCGCUCUGCUCAGCAGGCUGCAGCAGUUGCAGUGUCACUUCACCUGGGAUCUGGACGUGCUGGACGUGGACCUGGAAACCCUGAGCACCCGACUACAGAUUGACAUAGAUUUUCAUCAGAGUCAGCAUGAGGGAGAGAGUUGCACCUACAGCCUCUUGGCUUAUUUCAGGCAUCUUCAGGAUCAACAAGAGGAAGCGCUGUCACUUUUAAACCAAUCAGAGAAGACCAUCAGGAAGAGUUAUGGUGAUGAGAGUGAGAAGCGGCUGAUUGUGACGUAUGGAGACAUGGCCUGGCUGAAAUAUCAUCAUGAAGACUUUGCACAGUCACAAAGCUACUGUCAGAGAGUCGAGGACAUACUGGUGAAGUAUGCCACUGGUUCAUCAGGAAGUUUCCUUCCAGAGGUGUACGGGGAACAAGCCUGGACCUAUUUCAAGGUGUCGAGGUCUUUUCUCUCAGACGCCAUCGACUGUUUUCGUAAAGCACUUGAGGUACAGCGUCAUGACACCGAGUGGAAUGCCGGCUACGCCAUCGCUCUCUUUUGCAAAGAACAGUGGUUUGCAGAAAACAAACAGGAAGAUGGGGAAUCCCAGGCCACCAAACAGCUUCGCUUUGCAUUGGAGAUCAGCCCAAAUAACGCUGCUCUGCAGUCUAUGCUGGCUGUGAAGCUGGUGACCUAUAAGAAAUACGAAGAGGCUGAUGAUCUGGUGAUGAAAGCACAAAAAAAUGAUCCUGACAACCCUCAUGUCAUUCGCCACUCAGGAAAUUACUUACUUAAUCGGAAUCGACUGGAUGAGGCUAUUGAUGUGCUUAAGCAAGGCCUGAGAAGGGGCGAUCAAUUACCUUCCUUCAACUACCAGAUGGCUAUGUGUUACAAGCAGAAGAAAAUUGCUGAAGAGCGCCGCGGGCCCUGCAGCAACACAGAAGAGGUGGGUAAGUGGAGGCGUUGCUGUAUCAGUCACCUUGAAGAAUCUGUGAAGAUGAAACCAUCCUUUGUCCGGGCGUGGGCUGAACUGGCACCGUUGUACGCAGAGGAAGGGGAUUUGAGCAGGGCUGAGGAGACUUUCAAGCACUGCUUGGAGAAGUUACCAGAGUUGAAGGAGAAAAGGGUUUGUCAGAUUAUCCAUCAGCACUACGGUGACUUUCUUCAUUAUCACAAAAAAAAUGAGGCUCAAGCCAUCGCUCACUAUACCAAGGGGCUGCUGAUACCACUGAAAAAAUAUGAGUGGAGACAGUGUGCUAAGGGGCUGCUGAUACCACUGAAAAAAUAUGAGUGGAGACAGUGUGCUAAGAGACUGAAGCAGAUCGCUGAGAGACGUCUGGCAAAGAAUCCAGGUGAUGGUGAAGCUCUCGCUCUGCUGGGUCAGGUGGCCAGAGCUGAGGGCGACAGCAAGGAAGCUGCUGAAGUUUUAUGAAGAAGCUCUGAACUAUGACAAGGACAAUGAAGAGUACCUGUCUGCUCUGUGUGAGCUGCGCCUGGAGCUGCAGGGAUCAUCCUCUGAUUAAUCAGGAUCAAUGCAAAAACUGGUAUAACUAACUCUUACAAGCUUACAAGGAGCCAAAAAGUAUUUGUGAUCUUGUUUAGAGAGUGAUACACUCAGAGAGAGCAGGAUGGAAUUAAUUUUUUACAAUAUGUAUUUUAUCUCUUAGCUUUUAAAUCCUAAAAUGAGUUAUUUAAUUGCAUAUUAAGUUAAUCGAUAUCACCAAGACACUGAGAUGAUGCACUUGUGAAUGCUUGUCGGUCCCUCUGUGUAGUACCGCGCCUCUCGCCUUAUGGCAGCUGUGAUAAACCCUGAACUGGAAAAGCAGAGGAUGGAGGGACAUUUAAAUUAGUAUUUCUUUCUUCUUUUGCAGUUUCAUGUGAUCAAUGCUCAAAUAAAGGUUGUUGUAUAUAUGCUUUAAUUCAUGUAGUGUAAAUGCUUUGUCUUGGUUUAAUAUAAAAAAAUCCUUCAAUAACAUUCUUGCUCAGUUGCUCUUGUUUUAAGAUAUUUUCCCUUAAAGUGAGAAAGAAGUAGAGACAUUUUGAGUUUAUUUGACAUAAUUUCUGAUGAAUUCUCACUUCAUUAAAUGCAAGACGUUGGAAGUAAUGAUGUACAAAUACUUAGUGUCACAGUGUUUAUGCAUAUUAAACAGUGACAUGUGUACUUCCAUACUCUCUCACACAGUUUUCCUCCUACUGAUUAAAAAAUGCAGUAAUCUGUAUUUUCCCAUGGUGCAACUUUGAUAUGUUUAUAUGAUCACAGAACAAAUUUCUGGGGAGUUUUGGAUGAUGUGUGGAGCUGUAAAGUUGUGGAUUCUGCUGUGAUUUUGAGCUACAGAUUUAAUUAAAAACAUGUCAGUAUAACAGACAGUGAGUUGUCU
Messenger RNA from Oreochromis aureus, 2475 nucleotides. Its product is annotated as interferon-induced protein with tetratricopeptide repeats 1-like. The record is from RefSeq and is a predicted model, not a curated record. NCBI's taxonomy places the organism in Eukaryota, Metazoa, Chordata, Actinopteri, Cichliformes, Cichlidae. The transcript has 11 exons. Gene Ontology annotation, biological process: defense response to virus. Bases 102 to 1529 code for a protein of 475 amino acids. Gene Ontology annotation, cellular component: cytosol. Gene Ontology annotation, molecular function: protein binding.